Messenger RNA from Aureobasidium namibiae CBS 147.97, 1254 nucleotides. Its product is annotated as FAD/NAD(P)-binding domain-containing protein. Bases 1 to 1254 code for a protein of 417 amino acids. The transcript has 2 exons. Gene Ontology annotation, molecular function: FAD binding. The record is from RefSeq and is a predicted model, not a curated record. Gene Ontology annotation, biological process: secondary metabolite biosynthetic process. Lineage: Eukaryota; Fungi; Ascomycota; Dothideomycetes; Dothideales; Saccotheciaceae.
AUGCCUCACUUAGAGGAGAAGAUUCGCAUUGCGAUUGCUGGCGGAGGCAUCGGAGGUCUCUGUCUCGCAGUCGGCCUCAUGGAUAAGCCCAGCUUGGACGUACACAUUUAUGAAGGCGUACCCAAGUAUACCGACAUUGGUGCCGGACUUGCGUUGCACAAGAACGCCAUCACCGCCAUGGACCUGAUCCACCCCGCAAUUAAAAAGACAUACUUCGCCAAGGCUCUCACUAUGGCUGGCGAGGCAGACGAGGAGAUGGUCACUGAAGUUACCCUUGUUAGCGGACCAAACACUGGAGAAGUGGUCGCCGAGCUGGGUAGAGCAAAAGGCCGCAGAACAGUAGCCAGAUCGGACUUGCUCGACGGACUACUGGCCUUGUUGCCUAAGGACCGCGUCUCUUUUGGCAAGAAACUCGACAGUAUUGAGGAAGAUCAUGCCAGUGGCAAAGUGACACUCACAUUCAAGGAUGGUACGACAGCAGAGGCUGAUUGCCUGCUCGGCGCGGAUGGUGUACACAGUGGCACUCGCAAACACAUCCUCGGACCGGAUCACCCAGCCGUACCGCCGAUCAACCCUGAUGGCUGGAGAGUACACUCACGUCAAGUGCCCAUGGAGCUUGCAAUGAAGACGAUCGAUUCCAAGUGGAGGCGAACCGUACCCAUUCUCUGCGGCAAGGAAGGUCACGUCAACAUGAUGCCUCUUCACAUGGGAAAGGUAUUGAGCAUCAUCUGUGUGACACGUACCGGUAUUGCCAGUGAUGGCAGUCUCGCACCUUUCGAAAAGGAGCGUUUUGCAGAUUACCGCGAGGAUGCAAAAGCGGCUGUCGAGCUGGUUGCCGAAGACCCCGCUAUAACCUGGGAGCUCCAACAACACGAACCCGCACCCUACUAUAACCGCUGCAACAUUGCCGUCAUCGGAGAUGCAGCACACGCAUGCAUGCCUUUUGUCGGCCAAGGAGCAGCCCAAGCCAUCGAAGACGCCGCGGUCCUCUCCGCCCUGUUCCAUCGCCUAGAAUCUUCAUCACAAAUCGAGAAGGUACUCAAAGCCUACGAUCAAGUCCGCAGACCUCGCGCACAAGCCGUUGUCACCAUGGGCUGUGACUUCGGCCGCUUAUACGACUUUGCUCUGCCGGGUGUCGAGGAUGAUCCAGUCAAGAUGAAGCAAUUUAUGGGAAAAGCGGCGGCGUUUACCAAUAAUGCCGAUUUGGCAAAGCAGAAUCAGGAUGCUUUAGAUGCGUUCGAGGCUCUGUUGUAG